CCGCUGGCUUGGGGAACUACGAACUACUAUUUUAGCCUAUCUGGCCUACCUAGCUUGUUACUCUCGAAAAAGAAAAUUUUACCUUAUUAAUGUCGGAUAUCCAUUUUUGUCUGUGACAGUAUCAGUGUUUAUUUCUGUUUCUGAUGAUCUAUAUUUAAAAAAUUAUUGUAUGCCUUCGAUUUACUGAUUCACAGUUAAUGGACUGCACUUGGCACCCCAUUUUUGGGAUUCUUUUAGCCAUAUGUUUCUGUGGUGUGAAGGAAAAAUAUCUGUUCGUCGAUUUGCAUAAAAUUAUUGUUGCUGUUGGUCGUAAAUUUUAUCUUGUGAUCAAUGGAACCUUGUAAACUGUGCAGGACAUCAAACAAAGACAUUUUCUGAAGCUGUAGAUCAAUAUGCCCAAAUGGGCCUACGGACUUUGUGCUUGGCUUGGCGUGAAUUAAAUGAGAUCGAGUAUCAAGAUUGGUCUUUGAUGUUUAAAGAGGCAAAUAGCACAUUAGUUGACAGAGAGUGGAGAGUAGCUGAGGUUUGCCAAAGAUUGGAACAUGACCUUGAAAUACUUGGUGUUGCUGCAAUAGAAGACCGUUUACAGGAUGGUGUGCCAGAGACAAUUGAAACUCUCAGAAAAGCUGGGAUAAAUUUCUGGAUGCUGACUGGAGACAAGCAGAAUACUGCCAUACAGAUUGCUCUGUCAUGCAAUUUUGUUUCCCCAGAACCGAAAGGCCAACUUUUGUUGGUUAAUGGGAAAACUGAGGAUGAUGUUUGCAGAAAUCUGGAAAGAGUUCUACUUACCAUGAGAAUAACGAAAUCAGAACCUAAGGAUGUGGCUUUUGUCAUUGAUGGUUGGGCACUUGAAAUUGCACUGAAGUAUUACCGGAAAGCAUUCACAGAAUUAGCAAUAUUGUCACGGACAGCUAUAUGUUGUCGAGUUACACCAUCACAAAAGGCACAGCUUGUAGAGCUCCUUAAAUCUUGUGACUACAGAACUCUGGCCAUUGGUGAUGGUGGGAAUGACGUGAGAAUGAUUCAACAAGCUGAUAUUGGGGUUGGCAUAAGUGGGAGAGAAGGACUGCAAGCAGCAAGAGCAGCUGAUUAUAGUAUUGGGAAAUUCAGGUUCCUUAAAAGACUGAUACUUGUCCAUGGACGAUAUUCAUAUAACCGUACCGCAUUUCUUUCACAGUAUUCAUUCUAUAAGUCCUUACUGAUAUGCUUCAUCCAGAUCUUUUUCUCUUUCGUUUCAGGUGUCUCUGGUACCAGCCUUUUCAACUCUGUCAGCCUCAUGGCUUAUAAUGUUUUCUACACCAGUAUUCCUGUUUUAGUCAGUGUCCUUGACAAAGAUCUCAGUGAAAAAACUGUUAUGCAGCAUCCACAAAUAUUAUAUUACUGCCAAGCAGGGAGGCUUCUCAAUCCUACUACAUUUGCUGGAUGGUUUGGGCGAGCUCUCUUUCAUGCAAUCGUUGUGUUUGUAAUAACCAUACAUUCAUAUGCCUUUGAGAAAAGCGAGUUGGAGGAGGUUUCAAUGGUGGCACUCUCUGGGUGCGUUUGGUUGCAGGUCUUUGUUGUCACAUUAGAGACCAACUCUUUUACAAAAUUGCAACAUCUUGCCAUAUGGGGGAAUUUAGUUGUUUUCUACAUGAUCAAUUGGAUUGUGAGUGCUUUGCCACGAUCUGGGAUGUACACCAUCAUGUUCCGCCUGUGUAGACAGCCAUCUUACUGGAAUACCAUGUUCCUAAUAGUAGCAGCUGGGAUGGGUCCGGUGCUUGCUUUGAAGUACUUCAGAUACACAUACAGGUCAAGCAAAAUCAAUAUCCUCCAGCAAGCUGAGCGCUUGGGUGGACCCAUCCUAUCAUUGGGUAAUAUCGAACCGCAGACAAGAGCCUUGGACAACGAUCUUGCUCCCUUGUCUAUUUCUCAAUCCAAGAACGGUAGGAACUCUGUGUUUGAGCCUCUUCUCUCUGAUUCCCCAAAUGCUGUGAGGCGGUCUUUUGGACCAGGCGCUACAUUUGAUUUCUUCCAGUCUCAGCCCAAAUCUUCCACCUAUUCAAGAAACAAGGACAAUUAACCAUUUCUUAACAUCCUACUCCAUGUGUGUUGCCUCAGCUGUAGGAUGGUGGGUUCAAACCUGCUCUCCACCCCUUACUGCUGACUUCCAGUGUUUUGCCUCCUGGUACGACAUAACCAUAGAGCCCCUAUAGUCUGUAAAGUUAUAGCAGUAUUUUCGUACUCCUGAUUAGCUAUUGUUGCUUUUAGUAUGUAGUUAGCACCAUCUUCUAUUUCUAUUCUUUUUGGUGGUCAAGUUUAUGUUAAUUUUUCUGGUGACAAGAGUAAAAGAUAGAACCACAUACUACCCUCAUAAAAACAAGUAUUCAGCUUUGAAUUUUGAUGCAAGUCUACUGUUUCUUUUAACAGUUUAAC
Cynara cardunculus var. scolymus (artichoke) is the source of this 2412-nucleotide messenger RNA. Its product is annotated as phospholipid-transporting ATPase 2-like. Gene Ontology annotation, biological process: phospholipid translocation. Gene Ontology annotation, molecular function: ATP binding; ATP hydrolysis activity; ATPase-coupled intramembrane lipid carrier activity. The coding region runs from base 401 to 2059 and encodes 552 amino acids. The transcript has 12 exons. Gene Ontology annotation, cellular component: plasma membrane. NCBI's taxonomy places the organism in Eukaryota, Viridiplantae, Streptophyta, Magnoliopsida, Asterales, Asteraceae. The record is from RefSeq and is a predicted model, not a curated record.